GGAGCUUAAACUUGUCUGGUGCGCGCAAGAUUCAAAGACGUUUCUUCCUUUGUAUAGUGUCUCGCGCUUUCUCUAGAAUCCUAACUAGGGUUUCAAGCUCUCGAUUGGCUUUCUCUCUGUCUUUCUCGUUUUCAGCUAGUUGAUUGUGUUUGGUCGGUUGGUUUUCGGAGAUCCGGGAAGUUAUUUGCGAGCUCGAGUAGUUGGCAAUGGGAGUGCCGGCUUUUUAUCGAUGGUUGGCUGAGAAGUAUCCGAUGGUGGUGGUGGAUGUGAUGGAGGAAGAGCCAGUGGUUAUCGAGGGCGUCAAGAUUCCGGUGGACACCAGUAAACCUAACCCCAACGACAUCGAAUACGACAAUCUGUAUCUUGACAUGAACGGGAUCAUUCACCCUUGUUUUCAUCCCGAAGAUAGGCCUUCUCCAACAACUUUUCAUGAGGUAUUCGAGUGCAUGUUUGACUACAUUGAUAGACUUUUUGUGAUGGUGCGACCUCGGAAGCUGCUUUACAUGGCAAUUGAUGGUGUUGCUCCGAGGGCAAAAAUGAAUCAACAGCGAUCCAGGCGUUUUAGAGCAGCUAAAGAUGCAGCAGAUACGGCAGCUGAAGAAGCACGACUUCGGGAGGAGUUUGAGAGAGAGGGCAGGAAGCUUCCUCCAAAAGAGAAUUCACAAGUUUUUGACUCCAAUGUUAUCACUCCUGGAACAGAAUUUAUGGCUGUUUUGUCUAUAGCACUGCAGUACUAUAUUCAUCUUAGACUAAAUAAUGAUCCUGGAUGGAAACAAAUUAAGGUGAUUCUUUCCGAUGCAAAUGUUCCUGGUGAGGGGGAACACAAAAUUAUGUCAUAUAUACGUCUUCAAAGAAAUCUUCCUGGUUACAAUCCAAAUACACGCCAUUGUCUGUAUGGUUUGGAUGCUGAUCUGAUUAUGUUGGGUUUGGCCACUCAUGAAGUUCACUUCUCAAUCCUUCGAGAGGUUGUUUUCACUCCUGGGCAGCAGGAUAAAUGCUUCCUAUGUGGUCAAAUGGGUCAUUUAGCAGCAAAUUGUGAAGGAAAGGCAAAGAGAAAGGCAGGAGAAUUUGAUGAGAAAAGCGAGGAUGGCGUUGUGGCCAAAAAGCCAUACCAGUUUCUCAACAUCUGGACUCUAAGAGAAUAUUUGGAAUAUGAAAUGAGAAUCCCUAAUACUCCUUUUGAGAUUGAUCUCGAGUGCAUCGUGGAUGAUUUUAUUUUCAUAUGCUUCUUUGUGGGCAAUGAUUUCUUACCUCAUAUGCCCACAUUGGAAAUUCGUGAGGGUGCAAUAAACUUGCUGCUCGCCGUUUACAAAAAGGAAUUUAGGGCAUUGGGAGGGUAUUUGACCGAUGGAAGCAAGCCUAAUUUGUGCAGGGUGGAGCAUUUUAUCCAGGCAGUUGGAUCAUUUGAAGAUAAAAUAUUCCAGAAAAGAGCACGAUUGCAUCAGCGACAAUCAGAAAGAAUAAAGCGUGAAAAGGCCCAAGCAAGAAGAGGAGAUGAUGCAGAGCCUCAAUUUCAACCUGAAUCUUUGGUACCAGUUGCUCGAUUUCAUGGUUCUCGGCUUGCUUUUGGUCCUUCGCCUUCACCAUAUAAGCAAACAGGAUCAAAUAGCACUUCAGAGAGCUUGAAUUUUGAACAAAAAAUUGGACAAGUACGAAUGGGUUCAUCAGACCAUACUCGAGCACACAAGGUUGCACGUUUUUCUUCUGGGGCCACUGUUGGUGCUGUAGUUGUCGAAGCAGAGAAUAUUCUUGAAAUAGAAGUUCAUGAAAACAAGGAAGAAUUGAAAGCAAAGCUUAAAGGGUUACUUCGUGAGAAGUCUGAUGCUUUUAACUCGGAAAAUCCGGAGGAAGACAAGAUUAAAUUGGGAGAACCAGGGUGGAAAGAGAGGUAUUACGAAGAGAAGUUCUAUGCAAAAACUCCAGAUGAACUUGAAAAGAUACGAAGAGAUGUUGUUUUGAAGUAUACAGAAGGACUAUGUUGGGUCAUGCAUUAUUACUAUGAAGGAGUUUGUUCUUGGCAGUGGUUUUAUCCCUAUCAUUACGCUCCCUUUGCUUCUGAUCUAAAAGAUCUCAGUGGGCUAAAUAUUAACUUUGAACUUGGCUCUCCAUUCAAACCAUUUAAUCAGCUGCUUGGAGUUUUUCCUGCUGCAAGCGCUCAUGCACUUCCCAUGAAUUAUAGGAAAUUGAUGUCUGAUCCAAAUUCACCUAUUAUUGAUUUUUAUCCAACUGAUUUUGAAGUGGAUAUGAAUGGGAAACGGUAUUCAUGGCAGGGCAUAGCAAAAUUGCCGUUUAUUGAUGAAGAGCGACUCUUAGCGGAGGUUGAGAAAAUUGAGCACACUUUAACGGAAGAGGAAGUGCGGAGGAAUAGCAUAAUGCUUGACAUGUUGUUUGUGUUAUCAUCACAUCCUCUCUCUGUAAGCAUAUAUUCUCUUGACAAUCGCAGCAAACAACUAACAGACCGAGAAAGAGCUAAUAUCAAGGAACUUAUUAAGCCUGAGUUGAGGGGUACAUGCAGCGGCGGGAUGAAUGGUUACAUAGCCCCUUGUGCUGGAGAUACCCACCCGCCUAUAUUUAGGACCCCUGUUGAGGGAAUGGAAGAUAUAAUGGACAACCAAGUCAUAUGCGCUAUAUACAGACUCCCUGAUGCUCAUAAGCACAUUACUCGGCCACCCCCUGGUGUUAAUUUCCCAAAAAAGACUGUGGAGGUGGAUGAUCUGAAACCUGAACCUGUAUUAUGGCAUGAAGAUUCUGGGAGGAAGCCGUGGGACAAUGGAAGGCAAAACCCCAAAAGAAAUUUUUCUGGUCAUCAGCUUGGGGAGGCAUCACAUCGACUUGUUACUAAUAGCUUACAGUUGAAGGGGGAUCGGGUUGGGUUUGGAAGCCAUAUGCGUGGGUCACCACCUUCUUAUGCUGCUGCCCCCUAUGUUCCUCCAGUUCCUUCCUAUUCAAAUUUCGGGUACAAUGAUCCAGGACGUCAUGCAGGGGUACCACCUCCCAGAGCAGACUAUACUCGUGGAAAUCACUACCAUUCUUCAAAUCCUAACCUUCAAAACCGCUAUGACAACGGAUAUGAACGAUCCUAUUAUUCAGGUCCGCAGACUCCUUACAACAGUAAUCAUUCUCAGUAUCAAAGAAAUAACCUUCCAGCUUCCAACAGCAGUAGAGAUCAUCAUCCAAGGAAUGCGUAUCACCCACCAGAGUUUCAUCAGAAUGAUGUAACGGGUUACCAGCCUAGGCAUGUGCCGAACAUUUCAGCUGGGAAUAGUACCUAUCCUCAUCAUCAAGGUGGCUACAGUGGCUACCAGACCCACCAAACAUCAGGAGCUGGUAAUUAUCAACAGUGGGGGAGCAGGGUGCCCCCUCAUGCUACCCAGAACUUUUCUAGAGGUCAUAGCCACCAUCACCAUCACCAUCACCAUCACCAGGGUGGAAACCAAUAUUCCACCUUAGUCAGAAGAGGGGAUCGGAGGCCGCCCGCGCCACAGUCUGGAUAUGGGCGUAAAUAAGGAGGUAUGUGUUUAUCGCUAGGUUUACUUGACCACAGAAAUGCUGUAGGGCACUCGGCUUCCGAGGAAAUGUACCAUUGCAAAAGUUUUGCUUUUGUUUCUCAUUAUUUACAGACUACAGUCUAGUUUCAGCAUAUUCCUUAUUGUUGUAUCUAUCUAAUUGGCAAACCUUGCUAAUUAUUUGCUAUAAUGCACCUCCAAUUUUGAGGAGUGAUUUGAUAAAUUGGAGCGACAUGUAUAUAUGUAAAUGAUCCUCUUCUUUUUCUCAUUAUAAAGACAGAUUUCCAAUCGAUAA
Tripterygium wilfordii is the source of this 3801-nucleotide messenger RNA. RefSeq names its product 5'-3' exoribonuclease 3-like. Gene Ontology annotation, cellular component: nucleus. The record is from RefSeq and is a predicted model, not a curated record. Gene Ontology annotation, biological process: nuclear-transcribed mRNA catabolic process. Gene Ontology annotation, molecular function: RNA binding; zinc ion binding; 5'-3' RNA exonuclease activity. Bases 207 to 3506 code for a protein of 1099 amino acids. Lineage: Eukaryota; Viridiplantae; Streptophyta; Magnoliopsida; Celastrales; Celastraceae. The transcript is spliced from 23 exons.